AUGACGGGAAAGCAGCAAGUGAUGGAGGGAAAACUGGAAGUGACAGAGGGAAAGCAGCAAGUGAAAGAAGGAAAGAGAAGAUGUGUGACAGAGAGCAAGUCAUGGGGAGAAACAGCAGCAGAGUCUGGAAAAGUGAAAGGAUCCCCCAGAUUCCCCUACGAGGGUGUGGGCUCAGCCCCCAAUGUUCCCAGGUCCAAGAAACGCCCCUGGUCUGCAACAAUAUUCAGGAUUGGAGUCUGCCACACCUACCCUGUUCACGGCAAAGCUGCCAGGCCUGCAGCUUACUUCGCGCAUGCGCUCUGUUAUUCCCAGUUGUGUUGCGGCAUAGAGGAAUUAUCAGUCUGCGUCACUCUGACGUCACCCGGGUUCUACUGCGCAUGUCGGCUGCAGUAUGGAAGCGAAUGGUGUAACUCCACCUCUGGCUCCUCCGCACUGAGCAGCAGCAUGCGUCAGAAGGAGGAGCUGGCUCUGCUGCUGUCUCUGACGCGCUUCUACUUUCUGCUGAGCGUUUUGGACUCCGGCGCGUGCCAGGAGGAUCAGCCAGGUGAGCUCACGCGGGGCUUGACGUGGCAGCACAACGGACACGUGUUCCGCAUCUUGAGCCACGGCGGUUCUCAGUACCAGCCGUCCGGCAGGAGACGGACCGGGCCGGACCGUCCCGUGGUGGUCCUCAGGGACAGAAACGAGACCGCGCCGCGCGGCUCUCCGCGGAUCCCCGCCAGCAGCGGCGGCGCGCAAUUACGCGCGGCGCGCCGGCAGCGGCCGGAGCGACCGGCGACGAGCGAAGACUCCGCCGGCUCCUCCCCGGGACGGGAAGAUAUGAUGGUGGGAGAUGACCCGUACAACCCGUACAAACCGUCCAACUAUUACCCUUAUUACAACUACUACGACUCCUACUACAGACCGCGGGCCCGGGCCCAGCCCAGACACGGCUACGGCACCAGCUACCACCAGCACGGUCUCCCUGACCUGGUCCCUGACCCCUACUACAUCCAGAUAGCCAGCUACAUCCAGAGACUCCCCAUGUACAACCUCCGCUGUGCCGCUGAGGAGAACUGCCUGGCCAGUUCCAGUGCUUACGCUCAGGACUACGACACCAGGGUCCUGCUGAGGUUUCCCCAGCGGGUGAAAAAUCAGGGAACGGCGGAUUUCCUACCCAGCAAGCCUCGCUAUGCCUGGGAAUGGCACAGCUGUCACCAUCACUUCCACAGCAUGGACGAGUUCAGCCUGUAUGAGCUGCUGGAUGUGAACACUCAGGCCCGUGUGGCCGAGGGCCACAAAGCCAGUUUCUGUCUGGAGGACACUUCCUGUGACCCCGGAUACUACAGACGCUACGCCUGCACCUCCCAUACACAGGGUCUGAGUCCCGGCUGUUACGACACCUACAACGCUGACAUCGACUGCCAGUGGAUCGACAUCACCGACAUCUCACCGGGAAAAUACAUCCUCAAGGUGACAGUGAAUCCAGGAAACCAGGUUCCAGAGUCCAAUUUCAACAACAACAUUGUUCGCUGCGACGUCCAGUACACAGGAACCGCCGCACACGUGUCCGGCUGCACCAUGACCUCAUACUGAGAACAGUGGGACAGAGAGCCAACCA
Messenger RNA from Lampris incognitus (smalleye Pacific opah), 1600 nucleotides. Its product is annotated as protein-lysine 6-oxidase-like. The transcript is spliced from 13 exons. Lineage: Eukaryota; Metazoa; Chordata; Actinopteri; Lampriformes; Lampridae. Gene Ontology annotation, biological process: peptidyl-lysine oxidation. Bases 1 to 1575 code for a protein of 524 amino acids. Gene Ontology annotation, molecular function: copper ion binding; protein-lysine 6-oxidase activity. The record is from RefSeq and is a predicted model, not a curated record.